Messenger RNA from Drosophila obscura, 3474 nucleotides. It is a transcript of the gene Asph, whose product is annotated as aspartyl/asparaginyl beta-hydroxylase. Gene Ontology annotation, cellular component: endoplasmic reticulum. Gene Ontology annotation, molecular function: peptidyl-aspartic acid 3-dioxygenase activity; protein binding. Gene Ontology annotation, biological process: peptidyl-aspartic acid hydroxylation. The transcript has 14 exons. Bases 164 to 3169 code for a protein of 1001 amino acids. NCBI's taxonomy places the organism in Eukaryota, Metazoa, Arthropoda, Insecta, Diptera, Drosophilidae. The record is from RefSeq and is a predicted model, not a curated record.
GAGCUGCUGCUCGCAUUUCGUUACGUACAGCGAUCGUGUUCGGGAACGCUUUCAGCCCGGUCUCUGUGGCCACCGACGACACAUAGACACAUCUGGACUGAAAAAACAACACACAUUUCCCCUCCCCAUCAUAUUGGCAUACAUUUAGUGUCCGGCCAGGAAAAUGUCGGGCGAUGUGCAGCCGCGUAAGCGCAAGGAUAAGCGCAGAAAACGCGAUGACGACGAGUCUUCCCAUGGCGUCCACAUUACAAAGAUGGGAAACGACGAUUUACACUUACACGUGCAUCACGAUCACGGCACCGGCGGCAAUUGGUGUGCCAAGAUCAUAUUCUUCUCUCUGAUGGCAGUACUCUUGGGCCUCGUGGGCCUGAUCAUCUUGGAGAAUCGUGGCCUUGAAGAUAUGGAUACUCCCUUGUCCGAGUCGCGCUUUUCCAACUAUUUUACUGGUUUGGUCGACGAGCAUCGAGGGGAGCAUGAUGCCCAUGAUGUGCACAAACCUUCUGGAGAGGCUUUGGAUGAGCAUGAUGACCAUGAUGACCAUGAUGACCUCGAAGAAGAAGAAGAAGAGCCUCUUUCGGAGGAAUUAGAUGAUGAAACAGAGCAGGAAGAGGACACAGAGCAAGAAGCGGAAACAGAGCAAGAGGAAUAUGAAGAAGAAGAAGAAGAAGCAGCAGAGGAGGAGCAGGAAGAAGAUGAUGAGGAAGAGGAGGAUAAUAAUGCUGGCGAAAACAUCACCGCCGAAGAUCCAGAAGAAGACGAGCCCUAUGCUGAGGCCACCGCAGAAGCUACCGUAGAAGCCACCGCCGAGUACGAUGUACAGGACUCCGAGGAAGAAGAGCCCGAGAACGAUGUCGAAGAUGACGUGGCAGAAUCUCAGGAACCAGCUCCUUCAACUGCGGAAUUGGAUGAGGAUGACGAUGAUGACAACAACAACGACGAGGCUGACGAGGUGGAGAUCGAAGAGUCUGUUCAAUCGAAAGCCCAAAGUUCCCCUACGACACCUAAAAGUGACAAAGAUGAUGCAGAUGAUGAGGAAAAAUACGAUGCCGAUGAUGACGACUUUGAGUCCCUAGAUGAGGAACCCGAAGAACUGGUGCGGCAAGUGAGAAAAGCCGACGUUGCAGAUAGCGAAGAGCAGGAACAGGAAGAUAAUAAGGAAGAGCCCACAGAAGAGGGUUCUUCCUGGUUGGCAUCGCUUGCCGUUAAAUUUGGCGUUGGCGUUGCACUUGCCUUAGUUUCACGUCUUGUAUUGAUCAGGAAAAGUCCGAAUACAACCGAAGACGAGCCGCCCCCACCGGAGGCGAUCAUGAGGCGCCGACUGACGAUUGCCACAGAGGAAGAUCAGAUACCAGACGACCUGGAGGAGAUUCCGCUGCUGGACGAUGAAUAUUCCGAGGAGGAAAUUGAAAUCGAGGAGGAGAUUGAAGUGGAGAUCAGCGACAUCGAAGAAGAGAAUGCUAGCGGUGAUGGCGAUGUGGCAUUAUCGGCCAGCUAUCUACCCGAGACUUUUGAGCAGUUGAGCUCCAUGUACAAGUCAUCGCCAGUGCCUCCAUCGAGUGAAACAAAGCCCCAAGAGCCAGAGAAGCCAGAGGAGACAGAGGAGCCACUGAAACCGUCGGGAUUCAGUGAUCUUUAUGUGGAAUACGAGGACGGGACCAUUGAGGACUACGAACACGAUGGAGAGACAGAUGAGGAGGACGAGAUAUCAGACGAGGAGGAGGACGAGAUAUCCGAUGUGGAUGACGCUGAUCUAAUGAGCAGACUGGAGGCCAAAUACGGCCGUCUGCCGGUCAAGGAGUACGAAAGCGAUCCGGACUCUGACGAUCCCACCUGGACACAAAUCAAACCCAAAGAUCCUAACCCAGAGGCGCCGGCUUCGGCACCAGCCGCAGAGGAUUCAUUUCAACGGGAGCUGCGUCAGGCCAAUGCCGAAAUGAUCCGGGAGAACUAUGCCCAAGCCCUGCGCUCGUUUAACACGCUCAUCCAACACUAUGCCGACGAGCCGUUGGCCCAUCUGGGUCGUGCUCAUCUCCUGGAGCGGCUGGCAGAGAGGGAGCGCAGCAACCAGCGACUGUGGGAGGCCAUUGAUUCCUACAAACGAUAUCUGGCCUUUGGCGAGCUGGUGGCCAGCGAUAGAGAGUUUCUUUCUGCCGCAGAACGCUGCAUCGAGCAUUUGCGAUUCAUGGGUUAUCAUCAACAAACGGUGGCCAUUCACGAGCUGCUCAUCGAGCGUUUGCCUGCUGCUCCUCGACUGCGCAAUCAACUCUCCCUCACCCAUCUCACGGCCAAUAACAUGCGGCUGGUGAAGCUGGUGGCAGCUGAAACACUGAAGCUCUGGCCAGCCGAUCCUGUGGCCCAACUCCACUACGGCCUGGCCCUCAAACAGCUCCAUGGAGACUACGAUCAGGCGCUGCCCUACUUGCAGAACGCCAUUGAGUCCAAGGCAGAGGGCACACAGGAGGCUUACUUCUAUCUCGCUCUGGGGGAAACGCUGCAACGUAUGUCCAGACAGCCAGAGGCUGUGGAAGUGCACAGGCAAGCCGUGGCCAUGGGACUCAUUGCCAGCGUCUAUCAGAGAUCGUUGUACAAUGAGCCCAAGCUGCGAGCCCAACCCUUUUGGCAGCCUUCGGAGACGGGAUACGGCGUGCAGUUGAGGAAACUACAGAAGAAUUGGAUGUCCAUCCGUAUGGAAGCCCUGGCUCUGCUCAGCCAUCGCGGUUACUUCGCAGAUGAAGCGGAGAAUCUGCGCCACAAGGGUAUCUGGCAGCAGUUUGAGCUCUUUGCGAAGGGUCAGCUUGUUAGGAAGAACUGCCAACGGGCCCCCAUCACCUGCGGUCUGAUGAAGGAGUUCCCCGAAUCCAGCGGCUGUCGAAGGGGACAGGUGAAGUUCAGUGUGAUGCAGGCAGAGACGCAUGUGUGGCCGCAUUGUGGGCCCACCAAUUGCCGCUUGAGAGCGCAUCUCACGCUGGUGGCUCCCGAGCCAGAGCGAACCUCUCUUCGAGUGGCAGAGCAGGAAAGCACCUGGCGCGAGGGCGAACUAAUCAUAUUCGAUGACAGCUUCGAGCACGAGGUCUGGCACAAUGGCACGCGUCCCCGCCUGGUGCUCAUCCUGGACAUGUGGCAUCCAGAUCUAAAUGCCGCACAGCGUCGCAGUCUGACGCCAAUCUGAGAUCGAUAUUGAGCGUCUUGUUCGAUUUUGUAAAUGGUUCCGGUUCCUAGGCCUCCCAAAUAGACAAUUUCCGCCCCGCUUUGUUCACUGUUAGUUGAGUCAUUCACUAGUUAUAGAGCCAUUAUACCCAGUACGUCUGUAAUUGUACCUCUUAGUUGUUAAGCUCAGUUGAAUGCGUGUUUAGGCCAUAGUAAAAUGCACUCUUGAUAUGUAUUUAACCGACGAUCUGCUUUGGUGGGCAGCUACUGUUUGCCUUUUGUACAUUAACUACAGAAUCAAUAUAAAGUUUUUUAGGAUUUGAAAAA